AUAACAGAGCUGGGCUAGCAUGUGGAGAAAAUAUCCGUCAGACGAGCGGCUCGUUCUCCUUUAAACAUUAAAAACGGCCCGUCAUCUCAACACGCUUCUAGUCGGCUGUGUGAGGACAAAGAAGACACUGUGACAGCUCAAAGCAGCAGCAUGUCGGUCGACAGUGUGUUUAGGACGCGGUCUCUCGGCGUGGCCGCCGAGGGUCUCCCUGACCAGUACGCCGACGGCAAAGCAGCGAAAGUGUGGCAGUUGUACAUCGGAGACACGCAGAGCAGAACGCAGGAGUACAAAAGCUGGGUGGUGUCCCUGCUGAAGCAGCAAGGGGUGCGGAGGGUCCUGGAUGUAGCCUGCGGAACGGGAGUUGACUCCAUUAUGUUGGUCGAAGAGGGGUUUAAAAUGGUGAGCGUGGACGCCAGUGACAAAAUGCUCAAGUAUGCACUGAAAGCAAGAUGGGAGAGGAGAAAAGAACCAGCUUUUGACCAGUGGGUGAUUGAAGAGGCCAACUGGCUAACGUUACAAGAAGACAUUCAGAAACCAGGAGAUGGCUUUGACGCCGUCAUCUGCCUCGGGAACUCCUUCGCCCACUUACCAGACUUUAAAGGGGACCAGAGUGACCAGAGACUCGCCCUCGAAAACAUUGCCAGUAUGGUCAAACCAGGUGGGAUCCUCAUCAUUGACCACCGCAACUAUGACUACAUUUUGGAGACCGGUCGGGCACCACAAGGAAAAAACAUUUACUACAAGAGCGACCUACCUCAGGACAUCUCCACCUCAGUGCUUUGGGUGGACAGUAAGCCCCAUAUGAUCACUUUGGAUUACACCAUCCAUGUGCCACAGGCCAUCAGUCAGAACCUUCCUGAAGUCAGUAAAUUUCGUCUGUCCUACUACCCUCACCAACUGGAGAGCUUCAAAGGGUUGCUGAAAGACGCCUUCAAGGGCAAACUGGAGCACAGUGUCUACGGAGAUUUCAAGACAUACGUGCCAGGCCAGAGCCAGGCCCCGUGCUACUUCAUCCAUGUCUGUAAGAAGACAGCCUGAUGGAACUGCCAAGACUACCUUGAUACACACAAGCUGCUGUUCAAGUCCCAAUGUGCUCUUACAGUCCUUCAGAUUUGGGCAAAAUUCUAUUUGAACAUGUUUUUAAAACAUUUGAUCUUAAUUUUUUGGCAACUGUUGGACUUUUGUCGUACCUGGACACUUAAAUCAGUCAGAUGUCCAUCAUAGAUUGAUGAUUGCUGUGACGUGGGAUAAUGUAUGAAGCUGUGUGAGAUUAUUUUAAAAUCUUUUAAUUAAAAGAAGUUCCAUGUUAGAGAAAACAUUUGAGCUACCAAACCUCAUCAGCAGAGAAUGUAGAAUAUAGAAAUCUAUCUUCUACAGCAAAAUUUGAUUUCAAUUUCUUCAAGUUGUUUUAAGAAUACAUUCGAAAACGUAUCGGACCACUGUUUUGCCCAUAUCUGGUCAUGUGUGCUGCUUUUGUGUUUUCCUCGUCUUUGUGAUCCUGCUGGCUGCGUUUGAGGUCAUUGACCACGUUUAAAAACGGUGCUGCACAUUAACAAUAUUCCUUACGGUGGAAUACUUGCUGUUUGUCACCAGUGAUGUACGAAGUUAUAUUCUUAGAUAACUGUGUUGUAAGUUUAUCACAUAGGUCUUAAAAACAGAGAUGAAGCUUUUUUUCUUUUUUUAAUGUAUUUUCAUGCUGGAAAGGAAAGUAGAACUGAUUUCCUUCAGGUCUUUAUGUUGAAUCAAAGCUUUGACAGGCAUGAUAGAGUAUGGUGGCAAAAUGAAUAUUUCAACGAAGCUGCCCCACUUUUAGGGCAGUCCUCUCGGUUCAUUUAUCUUAUCUUAAACAGGUUAUUUAAGCCCAUACCUAGACAAGACUGUAAAUCACCCCAGCUCCUUAAAGUGCUCAGUGUAGCACAGGACAAAAUAGGAAACACUUACCCAGAGUCCCAUUAAGAGUCCUCUGCCUUGAAGUGUCCUUGACCAUCUUGUUAUAUCCCCGUCAGUUCCAGAGCUGAUCAUCCUCUAAACCUAGGGAACAAACAAAAGAGAUUAUCCAGUGAAGCCUUGUCCAAAAUGUCUUACAUUUCAACAGACUUUGCCUUUUACUGUAGUAAUUGAAGCAUCUCUUCAGCUUUAUUUUCUCUCAUUUUUGGGGGGGUUUUGUCUAAGCCAACCGAAGGCCUUGAAACACUGUGGCAUUUACAGCUAAUGAAUGUACAACAAGCCAGCAGUGAAAGUGGAUCAUGGUAAUACCGUUAAUGCUGAAUCCCCAACAUCAUUUAAAAUAUAUAUAUGUUAUCUACCAAAGAUGUCAAGUGUGUUAAAAGUGUUUCCUCGUUCUUGAAACGUUUAAAAGGAGGAUCGACUUGAAUGUUGUUCACUUCUGUAUGCGUUGCACCAUUUGUGCACUAAUAGAGUUCACCCAAAUAAUGACGGGAGUCGAGAAUAAUUUUCUGUGCUGUGUUAUCCAGGUCCAAAUACAUUUUGCUUUGUUGCCAAAUUCAAAUUUUUGGUUUUUAAAUGAUUUCAAAUGUAGAACAAAAACCAACGGUACGCAAUAGUUUGUGAUCAACAUUAUGUUCAAAAAGGGGUAAGAAUGGCUGUGUGUUCUUGAAAAUAUAUGAAGGUAUGUCAGAACAGCCCUAUUGUUUCCUAUUCUUUUGAGAAAAUGUAUGAAACAUUUUAUAAAAAAAAAUAUAUUGUCUGAAUGAGUACUGGAAUUCUUUUGCAUUGAAUAAAAAUAUUUCGAAUAACUAUAA
Molecule: messenger RNA, 2762 nt
Organism: Mugil cephalus (flathead mullet)
Lineage: Eukaryota; Metazoa; Chordata; Actinopteri; Mugiliformes; Mugilidae
Gene: gnmt
Product: glycine N-methyltransferase
Exons: 6
Coding region: 151-1038 (295 amino acids)
Biological process (GO): S-adenosylmethionine metabolic process; protein homotetramerization; one-carbon metabolic process
Cellular component (GO): cytosol
Molecular function (GO): glycine N-methyltransferase activity; S-adenosyl-L-methionine binding; glycine binding
Source: RefSeq, a predicted model, not a curated record